Amborella trichopoda is the source of this 1762-nucleotide messenger RNA. RefSeq names its product nuclease. The record is from RefSeq and is a predicted model, not a curated record. NCBI's taxonomy places the organism in Eukaryota, Viridiplantae, Streptophyta, Magnoliopsida, Amborellales, Amborellaceae.
AAUUAUGGAGAGCUCAAAAUAACGGAGAAGGAUUCCGGUGUAUGAAUAACCUAUUCGGUACCCCAAUGGUGCGUCCAAACAGUUCCAAGUUUCCCCUCAAGAACGGCAACACCACUGAUUUUAUACAAGUAUCACCUGUGUUUCUUUGUCUCACUUGAACUUAGCGGGAUUUGGGAACAACAGUCUCCUCGAAACGCCACGCCCUAUCUCGCUGUGGGCGUUAGUGUCCCCAAACAAACAAACCCUAAUAUCGUUUCUUCUUAUCACUCACCGCAGUAGCACAACCAAGGGUUAGGGCUACCACCGAACGACCCGCAAACCUGGUACCAUCGCUCUCUCUCUCUCUUAACUUUUUGUUAGUGGGCAUUUGUUGCAGAUAUUGGGUUUCAGCAGUGAUCAGAGUAGGCUUUUGCAUAGUUGCCAUGGAUGAGUCGGAUGUUGAAGAAGAGAUGGAACUGGCGGCUGCAACUGUUGCCUAUUACUGGUAUACUCACAUGUCAAAAGAACCAUUUUAUAAUUCAUCUCUUAGUGGUACUAAGUACGUAAAGGAAGUACUCAAUGGCAAAGAAACAUAUUGUCGCAAGAUUUUGCGAAUGGAUAAGUGCGUGUUCUAUAAGCUUCGUGAUAUGCUUCUAUCCAAAGGCUUGCUGCGUAACACAUCUAAACUUACUAUUGAAGAGCGGCUUGCAAUAUUCUUGAUUACUAUUGGCCAUAACCAGCGUAAUCGUAUAGUUCAGGGACGAUUUCAACAUUCUGGUGAAACCAUUAGUCGACAUUUUAAUGACAUGUUGCAUGCAAUUUUGAAACUAUCGUCGGAUCUCAUUCAACUUCCCAAUACUAGUACCCCUGAAGAAAUCCACAAGAAUUCUAAGUACUUCCCUUAUUUCAAGGAUUGUAUUGGAGUGGUAGAUGGGACACAUAUCCCUGCUAUGCUUGGCGUCGAAGAUCAACCACGUUUUCGUAAUCGGAAUGGACUUUUUACACAAAAUGUUAUGGCAGCGUGUUCAUUUGAUUUACGAUUUGCAUUUGUUCUCGCGGGUUGGGAAGGCUCGGCUGAAGAUUCACAUGUAUUGAGAUCAGCAUUGACAAAUGGAUUUCAAGUCCCUGAAGGUAAAUACUACCUCGUCAAUGAGGCACAUUCAAAUGUUUCGGGAUUCAUGGCUCCGUAUCAAGGUGUCCGUUACCACUUGAAUGAAUUUAUGGGUGAUCAGCUACCACAAAAUGAGAUGGAGCUAUUUAACUAUCGACAUUUGUUGUUAAGAAAUGCAAUUAAGUGCACUUUCGCUGUAUUGAGAGCACGCUUCCCUAUAUUAAAGUCGCCACCUCCUUACCCAUACAAAACACAAGUCAAGUUGGUCCAAGCAGCGUGCAUUUUACAUAAUCUUGUCCACCAGGAGAAUAGAAAUGAUUGGCUUUUCACAAGAUAUGAAAGCGAAACUGAACCUGAAGAAGAAAAGCUGGAGGAUCAGCCUGAAAUACAGGUAUUAGAAGAUGCUUCCCUAUCAAGUCAAGAUCAAGUUGCUUUUGCAUUGCGGGAUUCAAUUGCGAGUCAUAUGUGGAAUGAUUACACAUAUGGUGUGAAAGCAUAACAUGAACUCCGGCAUCUAGUUUUAGAACUCCGGCAUCUAGUUCUACCGUUGUUUGCUUUGUCAUGAUGAUGUUGAGAAGACAUUGAUAAUGUGGUAGUUUUCACUCAGUUGAUUACUUUAUAGAUUUUUGUUCAUUUUCUCUCAGUAGCAUUUUGACCUCUCAUCUUGUGAGA